This is a messenger RNA of Arachis duranensis, 774 nucleotides long. RefSeq lists its product as uncharacterized. Gene Ontology annotation, molecular function: DNA helicase activity. Lineage: Eukaryota; Viridiplantae; Streptophyta; Magnoliopsida; Fabales; Fabaceae. Bases 1 to 774 code for a protein of 257 amino acids. Gene Ontology annotation, biological process: telomere maintenance; DNA repair. The transcript has a single exon. The record is from RefSeq and is a predicted model, not a curated record.
AUGAGUGGACUUUUCUUCUUAUACGGUCAAGGUGGUUGUGGAAAAACAUUCUUAUGUUCAACUAUAUCAUGCUCAAUUAGGUCUAAAGGAGGUAUAGUUUUAAAUGUUGCUUCGAGUGGAAUUGCUACACUUUUGUUGCCUAAUGAAAGAACUGCACAUUCAAGGUUUAAAAUUUCUUUGACCAUAAAUGAGGAUUCUUUGUGUAGCAUUAAACAGGAAAGUCCUGUUGCAAGGUUAAUAUCCAAGGCCAAAUUAAUCACAUGGGAUAAAGCUCCAAUGAUAAGUAAGUAUUGUUACGAAGCUUUAGACAAAUGCCUCAGAGACAUUUUAAGGUGCUCAGAUUCGUAUAAUGCUCAUUUGUCAUUUGGAGGUAAAGUUGUUGUUUUCGGAGGAGAUUUUAGACAAAUUUUACCUGUGAUUCCCAGAGGCUCAAGGCAAGAUAUAAUUCAGUCUUCUAUUAAUUCUUCAUAUUUGUGGCAUAACUGUAAGAUUUUGAAACUUACAAAAAAUAUGAGAUUGUCACUAGGUGAAAACAACAACAUACAAGAACUAAAAAAUUUUGCAGAAUGGCUACUAAAAAUUGGUGAUGAUUUGGCUGGUGAUACAACAGAUGGUGAAUCGAUCGUUCAUAUACCAUCUAACAUUUUGAUUAAGAACUCUGAGACAGCUUUGGAUGACCUCAUUGAUUUCGUGUAUCCAGAUAUAUUAUCCAAUUUAUCCGUUGAAAAUUGUUUCAAGGAUAGAUUGGAAGUAUUGUUCUUAUUCCAAGACUGA